AUGGACCCAGACGUCGGCGACACCCGGCGUAGCUACUUGUCUGGGCUACUUCGCAGUCUCUGGUCUCCACGCAACACAAAUAUAAGCGCGGACAAAGCCUCGCAACAAGCUUUAACACAAUUUCUCGAUGAUCUCCAGUGCACUGUGUUAUACGCAAGUUUGUCAAGUGAAAGUGAUGAGAUUUCUUUGGCCAAUAUACUUCAACUUGAUGCAAGCCACAAUAAUCAUGAGACGGCAGCAUUCUUGAAACUUUACAAAGCAGUACCAUUGACAAAUGAAAACAUGAGUACUAGUGUAUACCUCACGUCAGCAUUGCAAAAGCCAUUACAGAGUUUGUAUCAAAGUGUACACCAAGUGUAUGCACCAUUGUUACUGCGUGAUAAUGCUCAAGCUCAAUUACUAUCACAAAAACUUAAAGAUGUGCUAAUAGAGUUGGAUACUGGUUUGGCUGGCACGAUUUUAGUACAAGGAGGUAGUGAGAAGAACUUCAAAGCUGCACAAAGUGAUGGUACAGAUGAUGGUUUGAUGAGUAUUGCAACUAUGACGGACGAAUUCGCAUAUUGGAGAGCAAUGCAAAAUGACGCGAAACAAACUCGACGAGCAAAGAAGUUUAGUGGUAUCUUUGAGACGAUACACCAACGAUUUACAGCAUCUUUGAAUGACUUAAGCUUUGAUGAUAUGAACGAUCUGUUAGAUGACGCUUCCAACGUUGUUGACGAUCUAUGGCGUCUCGAUUUAACAAAAGAUCAAGUAUACUCACAACAGCGAAUGAAUCAUUUACUUGGACUUGUUACGAAUGCUAUCAAUUCAUUUAUACUUGCAAAAGCACAGUGUGGAGAUGAAAAACAAGGUGAUGAGAUGGUCUGGCAAGCGCCAUUUCAUUCUGUUCAGCAAUUGUUACAACAGGGCGUAACUUUAUGUGAAAAAUGGCGCAAGACGAUUGAAUCCCUCACUGGGACAUUAUGGCCUGCACAUAGUGAACACAAGUGGGAAGGCUCUGUGUCUUCUCAAGCGGAACGUGUGCAGUUGCUUAGUUCUCGUUUUGAUCAGAUUCUACGCGUCAGAACUACGUAUGAAGAGCUUCAUGCUUUGUUACCCGCAAAACAAGGGGAAAAGGAAAACAACGAGCUUGCAAACUCGUGUUUUCGUCCAUUUGAACAGCUCCGUCCGUUGUACUACAAUUCGUACACAGAACCAGCUUGGCAGCGCGCUUUAAGUGAAUUUGAUCGUCUAUUGGCUCCGAUGGAGACACAAGUUGCCGCAGUUUUACGUGAACGCCUGCGUGCUGUUACGUCUACACCUAGCGCUGCAGCUCGUUUAUUACAGCGCUUUCAGCAUCUAUUGCAACGUUCGACUUUGGCUCAAGCAUUAGCUGGUGAACGGGAUGCACUUCUUGCGCAGCUUCUCGCACAUGUCGACCAACUGGACAGCGACUUUGAGACUCGAAAGCAAUCUCUAGGCUCAACUACUGCAAAAGCUCAAGAUCAUAUGCACGUGGGUAAAACGCUGAGUAGUGAUGUCAAUGUAAUUGUAUGGGCACACGCGCUGAAUUGGCGAGUCACAGAUAUCCAGCGUCUUGCUCGUAGUGUCUUGCUUGACUUGCCUGCGUUCUCUCGUUUCGCGCAGCAGUGCGAGAGGCUAGCAGCAAAAGCAAGUGGACUGGUUCUUGAUCGCGUUCGCGACUGGCAAGAAUCCACGAUCCGUGCAUUAGAUGAUGAUGAUGAUAGGAAUAAUGGUCACUCAUUGCGACUUCAAGGUCGACUCAUGCAAAUUGACAAGCAAAGUGGCGAUCUAGUAGUCAAUUUCAGUGAGUUUCUCGUUACGUUGCUACGCGAUGUGCGUCAGCUCACGGAAUUAUCAUCACAACAACGGAUGGCACCAUCCGAGGCGUGGGUUCCCACACGUGUUCGUCAAGUGGCUGAAGAAGCCGAAAAGUACUACCGUUUUGGCGUGACAUUGCAAAAGGUAGCAAAUUUUUACAAUAGCAUUGAGGCACAGAUUAUCGACGAGCAGAAACCAAUGCUACUCGAUUCAUUGCUUGCAUUCGAAGAUGCAGUCCAAAGACCAGGAAUCACACAAAGUCAGAACCAGAAAGCCAAGAGCAAAGACGUGACGUGGGCAAAUUUAGACGAAUGUGAUGAAUACGUCAGUCAACUCCAGACAGCGGCCGAUCGACUGGCUGCUGAGAAUCGACGCUUGAAACGCGCUCAUGAAAAGCUAGGUGAUGAUUUGUUAGCACUCAUGGACGUGGACUUACUUCGAUAUCCACAGAAAUGGAAAGAACGCUGGGACGAGAUCAAACGCAGCGCACAAGUGGUAACGCGCAAGCAAGACACGGCACGCACUGCCAAAUGGUUUUUGUAUUGGGAUCACCAAGUGUACAAAGUGUUGGAAUCUGGGUAUCAAUUUGGUUUGGAAAUGUUAAAUGAGAAUCUUCCAGAGAUCAAGGAAAUUAAGACUGAGCUGCACUUCCCAACGGCAACGCUGGCGUCGGGGCAUUCGAUCUUGGUUUUAAAACCUCCCAUUGAAGAGCUUCGUACGACGUAUUACAAAGCUAUGAAGAAGUUUGUGGCGAGACCGAUCAAAUUUAAUGGGUUUGGAAACUCGCAUGUUUUUUCUGCCAUGUGUGAUGCAAACGCACGGAAUCUUGUACGGGUUUACGAAACCUGUGAGACUUUGUUCUCUCGGUUGGAGGGACUGAUAAAAGAUUACGAGCAUUGGGGCUUUCUAGCACAAAUUGGAGCAGGAGGGACGAUUGAUUUGGACGCCAUGAUGGAGGCAACAUUGCAGGAGCCAGUGGAUUGGGAGAUUAAUUUUAAAACAAUUCGAACGAAGCGUAAAGAGAGUGAGAAGAUCCCCGAUUCAAUUAAAGUGGACUGUAUCCACUUGUCUUUUGUGUCUUUUAAACGUUCUUUGGACGAAUACUUGCAACGAUUUACCGAAGCAUUACUUCUAUCUCUACGCAAAAGUGCACUUAACCACAUCCGAAUCGUAGAGGACUUUGUUGAGGCAUCAAUGGAAAGCUUGAAUAAGCGACCCCACUCUAUUGAUGAAAUAAGUCUCGCUCAAGCAGAGUGGAAAGACAUUGAUACCCACAGAAGUGAGAUUCAGACACAGUACCAAAAAGCAGAAAAGAAAAAGGCGCUUCUACUCGCAGUAUUGAGUGGUGGCAGUAGCGCUGGAAUGAGUGGAGCAAGUCUCGAUACAAGUGAAAUUGAAAGUCGCCUUGCACAGCUUCCGACGCGCUGGGAGAACUUUGAAAUUGCCCUUGAGGCUUUUAAUGACAUGAUUGAAGAGCAGCGUGAAAGUCUUAAGGGGGAGAUUGAAACGCACGUAGUGGAUUGCAAUAUUGCGAUUGAUAAACUACGAGAGCAGUGGCGAGCGAAGCGUCCGGUAGAGAUUUCAUCUUGGGACGACGAAAUACUUGACAAAGUGUACGCUGCCAUGAAUGAAUGGCGUCAACGGAUGGAUGAGAUUAAGACCAGAAGUGUGACGUUAACCUCGAAUUGUGCUGCCUUUUCAGUACCUAAACCAGUAUUUGAUGGUCUCUCAACACUUGAUGACGACAUUCAAAAGCUACAGCACAAUUGGGACACGUAUCGUCGAUUUCGAGAAGAAGUACAGGCUCUUGCAGUGCAAGACUGGUUUGCGUUCUGCGUUAAUAUUUUUGCAUUAGCGGAUACCACUCAAAAGUGGGCAGAUGCUGUCAAGGAACAGGCGGCUCACGGGACUGAACGUACACCUGUUGUCGACAGGAUCAUUGACUUUAAUAACAGCGUCAAGCGAGCUAUGCCAACGCUCAAGCUCUGUCGAGGUGAGCCGUUUAAAGAUGAUCACUGGACCCAACUCUUUCGGAAAUUGGGAUUCCCGCGCAGUGUGGACAAGAAUAAUUUAAUUGUGCAGCAUUUUAUUGACGCCUUUCCUAUACUCGAGCUUCCUGCCACACUUCAAUUCGUUAAAGUGCUGCAUGCUCGAGCUCAAGGAGAAGUCACGAUUCGUGAUGCUUUACAAGAACUUCGGGCUUGGACAGAAACGGCUGAGCUUGCACUUCUCGCACAUGUUCACGACGGACGGCGUGUUGCAAUCAUUAAAGACUGGAAAGACUUAACACUUGCAUUAGGAGACAAUCAGUCACUGCUGGCAUCAUUAAAGGAAUCUCAGUUCUUCAAGCCUUUCGAGGUCGAAGCGAGGCAAUACGAAAUCAAAAUGAGUACAUUGGACCAAGUGCUAACACAUCUCAAUAUCAUUCAGCGAAAGUGGGUCUUUCUUGAGCCCAUUUUUUCAAAAGGGGCUUUACCGUCCGAACAAAGUCGGUUUCGUCGUGUAGACGAGGAGUUCAUCGACAUUAUGGGCUCUGUUGAAAACGAUCCAAAACUCUUUAAUCUGGCCGACGAGCUGAUAUUUCCUCAAUUAGUAGAGCGUUUGACGACAAUGGUUGAUCAAUUAGAACGUUGCCAGAAAGCUUUGGCUGAAUUUUUAGAGGAAAAGCGGUCGCGGAUGCCUCGAUUUUACUUUAUUGGAGAUGAGGAUUUACUUGAGAUUCUCGGUCAAGCCCAAAAUCCGACAGUUAUCCAGAGUCAUCUUAAAAAACUGUAUCAAGGCGUCCAUCGUGUCGAAUUUUCUGAACGGCAAGACCAAAUUGUGGCCAUGUUGAGUGCGUCAGGUGAACGCGUCGAUCUUCUGACGCCUGUAGCUGUAACAAGUAAUGUGGAGGAAUGGCUUGAGGUGUUUACGGAAGAAAUGCGUCGCACCAUUCGUGUUCUGACGACGCGGUGUGUUAAUGCUAGAGCACCCGACUAUCAAGCAUUUCCAUCACAGGUCUUGUGUCUCACAGAGCAAAUUCGCUUCUGCUCACAAGCUGAAGCAGCUAUCAGGAAUGGUCAAGUGCAGGAUCUUAAACAGACUCUACAAGACACUCUGCGUGAACUCACGUCGUUGGAUUUAAGCACUGAAUUGCUGAUGAGUCUCAAAAUCAAGUCAUUGGUGCUUGACUUGGUUCAUCACAUUGAUGUAUGUGAUCAGCUUUUGGCUGCAAAUUGUCGUUCGGGAAUCGAGUGGAUCUGGCAAAAGCAACUUCGCUUUUAUCUUGAUACGCAAAAGGCAAGCAAUGAUUCAGCGACGUGUCUGAUAAAAAUGAAUGAUGCUGAAUUUGCAUAUACGUACGAAUACCAGGGGAAUGCACCCAAGUUGGUUCACACACCACUGACAGACAAGUGUUAUUUAACUCUUACACAAGGAAUGCACAUGGGUUUCGGUGGGAACCCGUACGGUCCAGCAGGUACGGGAAAAACUGAGUCUGUAAAGGCUUUGGGCGGUCAAUUUGGACGUCAAGUGUUGGUGUUUAAUUGUGAUGAAGGAAUUGAUUUUCAAUCAAUGGGUCGCAUCUUUAUCGGUCUUGUGAAAUGUGGAGCUUGGGGCUGUUUUGACGAAUUUAAUCGACUGAAAGAAGAUCAAUUGUCAGCGAUUUCGCAGCAGAUUCAAGUUAUCCAAGACGCAAUUAAAGAGAAAGCAGGAACGAUUAACCUUCUAAAUCGAUCCGUUGACGUCGACUUUAAUGCUGGUAUUUUCGUGACUCUAAAUCCUGCGGGUAAAGGUUACGGUGGACGCUCAAAAUUACCAGACAAUCUUAAGGCUCUCUUUCGACCUGUUGCCAUGGGUCGACCAGAUAAUAAUCUGAUUGCUGAGGUGAUUCUGUAUUCGGAAGGAUUCAGUGAAGCCAAAGAUAUUGCACCCAAAGUUGUUUCCCUUUACUCAUUAUCUGGUCAAUUAUUGUCCCAACAACAGCAUUAUGAUUGGGGCUUACGCGCUUUGAAAGCAGUUUUAAAUACUGCUGGUAAACUUUUGCAAGCUGAGAAAAAAGCCCGAGCGACAAAUACUGGUAACGUCAAUGGGCAGGAUGAGUCAAAGUUUUUGGACUUGAAACCAAUAAGAAUGAAGCCAGCUGAAGAGACAGAAAUCCUGAUCAAAGCUGUACGUAUAAAUACGCUGUCAAAGCUCACUUUUGUCGAUUCAAUGCGUUUUCUAGCCUUAAUUGGAGACGUAUUCCCUGGUGUUGAAUCUGCUGACUUGGCUGGUGGUGCUCUCGAGGAGGCGAUUCGAGAUGUUAUGACUGGCAAACCAUUCUUUCUUCAAGUUGAUGACAUGCAAAUUCGCAAAAUGCUACAGCUGAAAGAAUCGCUCGAUCAACGGAUGGGUUGUGUUGUGGUGGGACCUUCAGGUAGUGGCAAAUCCACUGUGUGGCAGGUGUUACAGCAUGCAUUGAUUCAGUGUGGUCAACUCGUGAAAACCCAUGUAAUGAAUCCAAAGUCGAUGCCACGUGAACGAUUACUUGGUCAUAUGGAUUUAGAUACGAGGGAAUGGGAAGACGGUGUGCUCACAGCUGCUGCGCGUCAAGUUGUCAAAGAGCCUGAAAAUGUUCGCUCAUGGAUCAUUUGUGAUGGCGAUGUGGACCCAGAAUGGAUUGAAUCAUUAAAUUCCGUCUUAGAUGACAAUCAUCUUCUCACGCUACCAAAUGGUGAGCGAAUCAAUUUCGGUCCGAAUGUUAAUUUUGUGUUUGAGACGCACGAUUUGCGAUUCGCAUCUCCUGCCACAAUUUCUCGAAUGGGAAUGAUAUUCCUAUCAGACGAAGAUAUGGCGAUCGAACGGCUUGUGACUAAGUGGAUGCUCACUCUUUCACCAGCUAUUGAUCCAAGUACUCGCAACACCCAAGACGCUUUGAAACAAUGGAUUGAUGAGUUGUUCGCGAGAGGAUUGGAAGAGCUGCAUAAGUACGAGGUGAUUGUCGCUACUACAACAGUUGGUGCCAAUUUGGCAACCACAUCUCGAAAUUUGUUUGCAAAAUCUCUGUUUAUGAUGGCCAAUGAACGUCCACCUGAUUUGAACGCUCCGUUGGAUUGCUACUGCCAAGGUUCAACUUUUUACUCAUACGAAAACAAACGUGACACGUUUGGAGCGAUGGAUGGCAAGAUGGAUCGCAAAGACUUGACAAUAAGUGGAAUGGAUGCAGUAGUGCCCACUGUCACUGUGCAACGAGGAUUGAAGCUCAUUGAACCGUGGGUUGAUAAGAUGGAGCCGUUUAUUCUCGUAGGACCAGAAGGAAGUGGCAAGAAUAUGUUGAUCAGGCAAGCUUUUAAGAAUCUUAAAAAUGUGACUGUCUCGGUUCUUCACUGCAACGCGCAGACAACGGCAGACCACGUGAUCCACAAAAUUGCGCAGUGUUGCUCGCUAUUCUCCACUCCUACGGGUCGCAUAUAUCGUCCUCGCGACGCAGAGCGUCUUGUCCUUUAUCUUAAGGACAUCAAUUUACCAAAACCAGACCAGUACGACACGUGUAUGUUGAUUGCAUUUUUGCAGCAAUUGAUCACUUUUAAUGGCUUUUACGAUCAGCAUUUGGAAUUUCUUGGAAUUGAAAAGAUUCAACUUGUGGCAUCUAUGAACGCAGCCACGACGGUCGGGCGGCAUCCACUGUCCACUCGCUUUACAGCAAUCGUCAAGGUUGCAUACAUGGAUUAUCCCUCUACUGACGAGCUCGUAGUAGUAUAUUCUACCUUUUUAGAAGGUAUUAUUGAUUCUAUCAGCACGUCACUUCAACCCUCGACGUGGCGUGAGUCCAGUAAUCGCGAUCGACUUGCAAAGAGUAUGGUUGAGGUCUUUGACACGGUCAAGACCAAGUUUUCUGUCGACGAACAACGACACUAUCUAUUUACGCCACGAGAUUUAACCAAGUGGGUCUUUGCGCUCACACGGUACGAUCUGGAACAUGAAAACGUGCUAGAUGUACUGGCUUACGAAGCUCGUCGCCUCUUUCGUGACCGUCUCGUGGAUCACGACGCGAAAGCAAAGUUCGACGGCAUUCUAAACAGCGUGUGGAAGCAGCAAUGGCGCCACACUAUCAAGCUGCAGGAUAUCUACUUUACUUCGCUAAAUUGUCGAUCUAAUGGAGCUGAAGUUGUUAGUGCUGCUUUGACCGCAGCACCCCUUCAGCAAAUUGCAAGUGACGAGUUUUCGCAAGUGAUAAAUCAGGGAAUGAUUCUUUACGAACGCGAAGACAAGGAUCUGCAUAUGCUGCUGUUUGACGAGAUUCUCGAGCACUUGGCGAUUGUGGAGCGCGUUUUGUCUGAGCCAGGUGGCUCACUGCUUCUAAUUGGAAAAUCUGGAGUUGGCCGCCGUUCUGCGACGACACUGAUCUCGUACAUGCUUAACUACACGAUGUUUUCACCCAGUCUCACCCGGAAUUACAAUGAUAACAGCUUUCGAACGGAUCUUAAGACGCUACUUGUCAAGGCGGGAGUGGAAGGACAGCACUUAGUACUCUACUUAGAAGAUCAUCAUUUUACUCACGAUGCUAUAUUAGAGCUUACAAACUCGCUGCUCAGUUCAGGAGAAGUACCCGGCCUUUACACGCACGAGGAGAUUGAGCCACAAAUUGCACCUUUGAAAGAGCUCAUGCUUGAAAGCAUUGGCGCGACGGGACAGGAGCAUAUCCGAACCGUCUACGACUUUUUUGUAUCUCGUAUCCGACAAUUUGUUCAUCUAGUGAUUGCUAUGGAUGCUCGAAAUCCGCCUUUUGUACUUCGUUGUGAAAGCAACCCAGCGCUUUACACACGCUGUACUAUCGUGUGGAUGGGAGAAUGGAAUUCGAGCAGUAUGGUGCGCCUUCCAGAAUUGGUAUUGACUGGCUCAGAGCUGGCGAAUAGUCUGAUAAAAACGACGCCGUUCAUUACAAGUUUGUAUGCGAGCUGCAAAGAGUUUGGCGCAACACCACGAGAAUUGAUCUGCUUUCUUGGUACGUGGAAUACACUGUUUGAAGUAAAAUGCAAGCAGAUUGUACAGGAGAUACGUCACUUGAAGAGUGGCUUGAGUAAGUUGGAAGAGGCGAGUUUGACUGUGGACGAAUUGAGUCGAAACGCCGAGUCAAAAAAGAAGAAUCUUGGUGCUGCACAAGUUUCAGCUGAUGAGGCAAUGAAAGAAAUCACGAAUGCUCUAGAUCGUGCAGCUACAAAUCGACGCGAGGUGGAGGACCUAACGAAACAACUUGCAACGGCUGAGACGGCUACAAAUGCUCGUAAACGCGAGAUUGAGCAAGAAUUGAGUGAGAUCACACCUAUUUUACAAACUGCAAUGGAAGCAGUAGGUAAUAUUAAGAGUGACAAUCUUAAUGAGAUUCGGUCGCUAAAAAUGCCCCCGGAGCCGAUACACGAUGUGCUGUCAGCUGUGCUAAUGUUGUUGGGUAUUCAAGACACUUCAUGGAAUUCCAUGAAAAAAUUUCUUGGAAAUCGUGGAGUUAAAGAAGACAUUUUAAACUAUGAUGCGCACCGAAUAACACCCGAAAUUUCGAAAGCCGUCACGAAACUUGUGCGAGGUAAAGCCUCAUCAUUCGAUCACGAAACAAUCUACCGAGUGAGUGUUGCUGCUGCUCCAUUGGCUACGUGGGUCAAGGCCAAUCUCAAGUAUUCGAUGGUACUUAAUAAGAUCGAGCCACUAGAAAUGGAUUUAGCUGAAGCAAAAAAAUCACUUGAAGCUUCACAACAACGUCUUUUGCAAUGUGAAAGCGAGUUGAAGAAAAUUGAUGUAACAGUUAACCAAAUGAAGAUUCAAUUUGGAGAAAAGACCAAAGAAGCUGAGAUCUUGCGCGUGAAUCUUGAACAAGCUCAAAGCACACUUAAUAAGGCACAAAUUCUGCUAGGUAAACUUGGUGGCGAGAAACAUCGAUGGUCGGAACAAGUAAAAGAGCUAGAAACCCGCUUGACAGACUUACCAGUGCGAAUGUUGCUGGCUGCUGCCUUUACAACAUUCCUUGGCAAAUGCUCGGAAGACGCUCGUCGACGGGUCGUAAUGGAAUGGGAGCGUAAUCUCCUCGAGCAAACAUUUUCUGUUGGUAGUGUACACUUUGAUUAUCGCAAGCUUUUAAGUUCGGAGAGCGAACUUCUCACGUGGAAGGGAAUGGGACUUCCUUCUGACAACUUGUCCAUGGAAAACGCACUCAUUAUCUCGUAUUCAAGUGGAGAGCGUUGUCCAUUUAUCAUUGACCCCGCAAAUGCAUGCACAACGUGGUUACAAGCGGAAUUGGCGAAGGACUCGACGCGUCCACUCUCGAUUGUUCAAUCCCAAGAUGCUCGAUUUGUCAACAUCGUCGAACAAGCUGUACGCUUUGGAAGGACUCUUGUCGUGCUUGACGCGGACAAUGUCGAGCCGUAUUUGUACCCAUUGGUUCGUAAAGAUCUGAUACACCAAGGUCCACGCUUUGUCGUGGCAUUAGGUGACAAAGUGAUUGAUUAUAAUGAGAACUUUCGAAUGUAUUUAGUCACCCGAAAUCCGUCCCCUCCACUAGCUCCUGAUGCUAUGGCAAUCGUAAAUGUCGUCAAUUUUACGGUCACUAGAUCAGGAUUAGAGGGUCAGCUUUUAGGUGUCACCAUUCAACAUGAACAACCCGAACUAGAGCAAGAAAAAAGUGAGUUGUUGCGACAAGAAGAAGAGUGCAAAGUGCAAUUAGCAGCUUUAGAGAAACAAUUGGUGGAGGCUCUGGCAACAUCGGAAGGGGAUAUACUGGAAAAUACCAUGUUGGUCGAGUCUCUUACCAAGACAAAAGCCACAAGUGCAGAGAUUGAAAGCGCACUGGAACGAUCAGGUAAGAAAUCUGAAGAGCUGGACGAAAAACGCGACUCGUACUCCCCUUUUGCGCGCGAGGGUGCGAGAUUAUUUUUCUUGGUCAAACAACUUUGUGGAGUCAACCACAUGUAUCGCUUCUCGUUGGCUUCGUUUCUAGGACUAUUUCAAUCUACUUUAGUGACGAAGAUGGAGUCUUCAAGUACAAAAGACCGCAUCUUGCGCUUGAUUCCGAUACUGGAACAUAAAGUGUUGAUGUUUGUUGGCCGUGCCCUCUUUAAAGAACAUCGACCAAUGUUUGGUAUGCACCUGGUGCACGGAAUGCAUCCAGAAUGUUUCGAGAGGAAUGAAUACGAAUUCUUCUGUGGUGAAGUAGUGGAGACCGAAAGAGGCUUGGGAGGACACACAAAGUUUCCAGAAUGGGCUUCACCCGAGAGAAAAGAGGCAUUUACACAGCUUGUCGAAGCUUUGCCACGCUUGGCUCAGCUAUGUAAGUUCGACAGUCACGAUCUAUGGAUUCGAUGGUCCAAAGCGAUGGAAUGCGAACAGAGUUUUCAUCCGAAGAUGGAAAAAUCUGGGUCCGUUGGAGGUCUCUCUGCGUUUCAAAAGCUUCUUGUGGUCCAGGCAUUGCGUCCUGAUCGACUUCAAAGUGCCAUUAUCCAGUUUAUCUGCAAUGUCAUGCAAAUUAAGUCUUUGACUCCACCCUCCCUUGACUUCAAGGCUAUUAGCACGGAAGAGGCUACGAACACAAUACCAGUUCUUCUCUUAACGACAGCAGGGGCUGAUCCGUCAAAAGAAUUGGAAGAAGUAGCAACAUCAAUUGUUGGAAAGGGUCACUACUUUGAAGUGGCUAUGGGUGGUGGUCAGCAGGACAAGGCAAUUAGUCUUCUUAAAUCGACUGCAGAGCACGGCGAGUGGUUAUGUCUACAGAAUCUGCACCUUGUCAUUGCAUGGCUUCCAGUGCUUGAAAAAGAAGUGAGUGCGCUUAAUGCGAAUCACAAGUUUCGUCUGUGGCUUACUACCGAACCUCAUGAUGGCUUUCCGUUGGUUCUGCUCGAGCAAAGUCUUAAAAUUACGUUUGAAUCACCACCAGGAAUGAAGAAGAACCUGCAACGAACGUAUGCGGCAUGGACCCCGACGUUUAUUGCAAAGGGGUCUCCUGCACGUGCACAACUUCUAUUUCUACUAGCUUUUUUUCAUGCUUUAUUACAGGAGCGACGGACGUAUAUUCCGCAAGGCUGGACAAACUUCUACGAAUUUUCUUUUGGAGAUUUUCGUGCAGGCUCAAACGUCAUGGAACUGGCGUGUCAGACUGGAAGUAGUAGCAUCGACUGGCAAACGCUACAUGGUUUAAUGGAAAAUGCAAUUUACGGCGGACGUAUCGACAAUCCGUACGAUCUGCGCGUUCUCCGCUGCUACUUGACCGAAAAGUUUAAUUACGAGCUUCUUUCAGGACAAAAGAGUCUUUUGCGUGGAGUGAAAGUUCCUCAAAGCACUCAACACGCCGAUUUUCUUGAUCUAAUCGAUCGUUUCCCGGACGUAGACGCACCAGCCAUGUUUGGCUUACCGGAUAACAUUGAGCGUUCUAUGCAGCGGUCGCUCUCUGGUCAAGUCAUUGGACAGUUGAAAGCUUUGUCAUCCAGUGCAGCUGAAGCGACAACAUUUGAUCGUGAAAAAUGGCGAGCUCAGCUUAAUCCACUGCUAGAGACGUGGGGAAAAUUGACGACUGGCUUUCAAUUGGAAGGAACGACCACAGUAUCAAGCACUGGAAAGAAUUUACAAGCCAUGGCGCCAAUCGAUGCUUUUGUGGCUUUGGAGAACGAAUACGCUCUGGAUUUAAGUCAACAAGUUAAUUCGAGUCUACAGGCAUUAAAGAAAGUCAUAUAUGGCACUGGUCUCCUAACUCCUGCCAUUCAGGCUGUUGCCAAAGCUUUACUCAAGGGUCUUGUGCCGACAGAAUGGGCUGUUCAAUGGGAGGGCAAUGAGAACGUUGUAACGUGGCUACGUGGACUUGCCGUGCGUAAACGUGCUCUAUUGGAGUGGCAGGAGGCUGUUGGCACUGGACAGCUGCUUGUCAAAGGUCUUGAUCUAUCCGAAUUGCUUCAUCCAGGCACGUUUCUCAAUGCGCUUCGUCAGCAAAGUGCACGAGAACAAAAAUGCUCAAUGGACGGGAUGAAAUUGCUUUCGUGCUGGGAACGUGAGCGUUUAAGCGGCACAAAAGUUGAAUGGUUUGAGCUUACACGACUUUUAUUACAAGGUGCGUCGUUCGAAGGAGGCACGCUGUUAGAAGCCGCAUCGGACGCUCAAGAACUCGUGACGGUCCCAUCAUGCUAUAUUGCAUUUGUACGUGAAGACGCCCAAGAGAUGUAUGAAAAGGAACAUUGUAUCCAAACGCCAUUGUACUAUGGUACAGACCGUGAACGAAUGCUCGUUGAGAUUUCCAUUCCUAUUGCUGGUGAUCGUGCACGUUGGAUCCUUGCAGGCAUAGCACUGUUUCUAGGCGAGUAA
Molecule: messenger RNA, 13113 nt
Organism: Plasmopara halstedii
Lineage: Eukaryota; Oomycota; Peronosporomycetes; Peronosporales; Peronosporaceae
Product: dynein heavy chain
Exons: 2
Coding region: 1-13113 (4370 amino acids)
Biological process (GO): microtubule-based movement
Cellular component (GO): dynein complex
Molecular function (GO): minus-end-directed microtubule motor activity; ATP binding; dynein intermediate chain binding
Source: RefSeq, a predicted model, not a curated record